AUGGCUAAGGGUCUAAGAUCAAGCCGAAACAAGGCAAACAAAUCAAAGCUGCGAUCCAAUGUCUUUGGACCCGCGGAAAGUGCAAGGAAGGAGCGGUUGUCAGCCAAACUGAUUGAGCUCGCCUCAAAGAUCCAGUCAAAUCCUGAGGAGGACCUGAAGAUGGUGGAUAGAGAAAAAGUGACAGAGCAGGAGAUCGCUAAGGAACCAGAGGCACACGUCCCUGCAAGCGAAGAGGAGAUGGAUAACGAUCAAGCAAAACAACCCAGCUCUACAACGGAGUUGGUAUCCAGAAGCACUAGCCGGGUACAGAAACGAGGACGAGGCAAAGCAAGAGCUUCGAUGGUUUUUCCUAUCUACAAAAAAGGAAAGAGGGUUGGACCACGCUUGAGCGCGAGGGACAGAAAGAAAAGUCUAAGACCUUGA
Messenger RNA from Letharia columbiana, 423 nucleotides. RefSeq lists its product as uncharacterized. The transcript is spliced from 3 exons. The record is from RefSeq and is a predicted model, not a curated record. The coding region runs from base 1 to 423 and encodes 140 amino acids. Gene Ontology annotation, cellular component: preribosome, large subunit precursor. Lineage: Eukaryota; Fungi; Ascomycota; Lecanoromycetes; Lecanorales; Parmeliaceae.